AGCAGUAAACCGUCUUCACAGAUGUGAAUUCACAUUUAACUGACAAUCGAUUGUCGAAGCAGUGUAUUUGUGUUCAGGUUUAAAUAUAAAUUAGAUUAACAUUUCGAGAUGGGAAGAGAUUAUUACGCUGUUUUGGAAAUUAAUCGCAAUGCAACUGAUACUGAUAUCAAUAAAGCGUACCGGCGGCUCGCGCUGAAGCAUCAUCCGCGCGGCAGCAGCCACGCGUGCUCCGCCGAGCGCUUCAUUCUGCUCGCGGAGGCAUUUGAUGUGUUGAGCGACCCACGUAAAAAGGCCACUUAUGACAAGUUUGAAGAGGAGGGUUUGAAAGGAGGAAUCCCAUCUGAGCUGGGGGCCAGUGGUGCCUGGUCAUCAGGAUAUACCUAUCAUGGAAAUGCAGAAGAAACAUUCAGACAGUUUUUUGGAGGAGAUAACCCUUUUGCAGAUUUCUUUACCACAGAUGGUAGUGAGGUAAACACAGGUUUGAGCACCCUGCGUGGACAAAAAGAAAAAAUACAAGAUCCACCAAUAGAGAGAGACCUUCACUUAGCCUUGGAGGACCUUUACUAUGGGUGCACAAAGAAGAUUAAGAUAUCCCGUAGGGUGAUGAAUGAAGAUGGACUCACAUCUAGCAUCAGGGACAAAAUUUUAACCUUCAAUGUAAAAGCAGGAUGGAGCGAAGGGACGUGCAUUACAUUCCCAAAUGAAGGAGACCAGGGACCAAACAAUAUCCCAGCAGAUAUUGUUUUCGUUAUAAGACAAAAGCAUCAUCCACGCUUUGUCCGCCAAAAUGACGACUUGUACUACACCGCACACAUCUCGCUUGAAAAGGCUUUGACUGGAUUCUCAGUGGAAGUUGAGACACUAGAUAGCAGGCUUCUCAACAUUCCAAUUAAUGACACUGUGCACCCACAGUACAACAAAGUUGUGACAGGGGAGGGAAUGCCUCUGGCCAGCAGCCCAUCCAGAAGAGGGGACCUGAUCAUUCGCUUUAUUACACAUUUUCCAGAGAAGCUCUCUGCAAAGAAGCAGCAGCUUCUGAAACAAGCACUCACAGAUCCCAUCAUAAAUAUUUAAAGUCUAUUUAGUUGUC
Molecule: messenger RNA, 1090 nt
Organism: Triplophysa rosa
Lineage: Eukaryota; Metazoa; Chordata; Actinopteri; Cypriniformes; Nemacheilidae
Gene: dnajb13
Product: DnaJ heat shock protein family (Hsp40) member B13
Exons: 8
Coding region: 109-1074 (321 amino acids)
Cellular component (GO): cytosol
Molecular function (GO): protein-folding chaperone binding
Source: RefSeq, a predicted model, not a curated record